UGGGCCGCGGGGGAGGGGGUUUGAGAGGGAAGGGGCCGCCGCCUGCUCUUGGCUUCCCCGCUGUUUCCGGGCCUGCCCGCGCAAGAGGGAAGCUGCUCUGAGGGCAUCUCUGCGAGCGGAGCGGCAGCCACCCGCCCAGCGCCUGCCCCGGGAUGGACUUGGACUCCGGCUCCCGGGCCCGCCUGUGUCUGAAGCUGCUGCUGCUCCUGCUGGCACUGCCGCUGGGGGGCCAGGCUGGCACAAGCUGCUACGGGAUCCCCGGCAUGCCAGGGCUGCCGGGGUCGCCAGGGAAGGACGGGCACGACGGACUCCAGGGGCCCAAGGGUGAACCGGGAGCUCCUGCUAUUCCUGGGCCCCAGGGACUCAAGGGGCAGAAGGGAGAACCUGGCAAGCCUGGCCAUCCUGGAAAACAUGGCCCCAUGGGGCCCCUGGGGAGCCUCGGGGAUCCUGGCAUCCCGGGCCCCCCCGGGCUGCCUGGCGAGGAGGGCAGGUACAAGCAGAAGUACCAGUCGGUGUUCACCGUCACUCGGGAGACCAGCCAGUUUCCAGAGCCCAACAGCCCGGUCAGGUUCAACACGGUGGUCACCAACCCGCAGGGCGACUACGACACCAGCACGGGCAAGUUCACCUGCAAAGUCCCCGGCUUCUACUACUUUGUCCACCACACGUCCCAGACGGCCAACCUGUGCGUGCAGCUGUUCCGUGACGACGACCGAGUGACCAGCUUCUGCGACCACAAAACCAAUAGCAAACAGGUCAGCUCGGGCGGCGUGCUGCUGCGGCUGCAGAAGGGCCAGCAGGUGUGGCUGGCCGUCAACGACUACAACGGCAUGGUGGGCACCGCCGGCUCCGACAGCGUCUUCUCCGGCUUCCUGCUCUUCCCGGAUUAGGGCGGUUUGGUCUGCUCCAGCACCCCCCAGGCCACCCCACUUCCCUUCCGUCCUGUCUGUCUCUGCACCUGUUUGUCCCACCUGAUACCCACCUCCACCCAGACUCCCCACCCCACACGUUCUCUCCUUCCUUCUCGGCCGUUUCUGUUCUGACACAUCCCCAGCACCUUCGGGGGCUGCCUUGGGUUUCUGCCCAGUCUCAGGAGAGACCAGGCGAUGUAUAAAUAAAGAGUUAAAUCAAUGAGUCGGCCUGGCCCCGCGUCCUCACCGCCCUUCCCUUUAACUGCCUGCUUCUUUGCCCGCACCUGGCAUGACUGGGUAUCUGUGUGAUCUGGAUUCUGACGGGCGUCAAGCUCGGGAAAGGGGGGUAUCAGUGUGGAGACAUGCAGAGCCCUUUGGUCAUUUGGAGAAAAGCUGCCUGAGUGUUGGGGAAGGCUGUGAGGUGCCCCCAGAGGUGCCAGGUAUCCGCACCGGCUGUCACAGGUAAAAGGGAACGCGUUCCCAUUUCCACACGUGUUUGCUUGGUUUUGGCAGCACCUGUCUCCCGAGGGAGG
Sorex araneus (European shrew) is the source of this 1444-nucleotide messenger RNA. RefSeq names its product complement C1q C chain (gene C1QC). Gene Ontology annotation, molecular function: protein binding. The record is from RefSeq and is a predicted model, not a curated record. NCBI's taxonomy places the organism in Eukaryota, Metazoa, Chordata, Mammalia, Eulipotyphla, Soricidae. The transcript is spliced from 3 exons. The coding region runs from base 153 to 890 and encodes 245 amino acids.